AUGCGUUCUUCCAGGUUUCUCGCUUUUUCUUCUCUUGUCGCUGCCUUCGUCGGCGGUGUGGAUGCGAACGUCUUCGGUCCCAUCGCCAUAGAUGCGCCUGCCCCUGCAGGUGGAUCAGUAGCCAACGACCAACCUCCGACCUCUUUUUUCCAAGGGCAUUCGCCACCCUUCCCUACUAACAGCUGGUGGGCCGGCUAUGGCGCAGGCGCAGGCGAUGCCAUGUGUGCAGGACCCUUUCCAUUUGAAUCCAGCCUUUCCGCCGAUAGCAUCCAGUUUGGAAUUUCGACGGACCGACAAUUUGAUGGGACGUCGAUCAAGCAGCCUACUCAGACAGAUUGGUCUGUGGGCUUUGUCGAGCACUCGGGCAACAUGCAAGACCACAAAGCAUUGUCGUGGGAUUCCCAAUCGGUCACGCUGCAGUACUUCACAGGAUCAAGCACAUUGACAGCCUACAUGGUCCCGGGCUCGCCAUAUUUGACAUUCGUUUUCAAUAGUGCGACUCCCCGCUUUCUCAGUGGGGCAGGGUUUGUCACAUCUCUCGGUAACACGUCAGUUUCUAGUAAUAGCCGUGCUAUGGUCUCUGGAACAAAGUUUCUGGUGUCCAAUAACGUCGGGGCAUAUUUGAUCUAUUCGCUCUCUGGACCCAUCACCUUCAACGCCACCAAUUCCAAUGGUGUAGGAACAAUUGUGGCGUCUAGACCGUUCACAGGCGUUCUACGGGUGGCAAAGCUAGAUCAAGCGUCGCACGAGGCAUUGCUAGAUCAAUACGUUGCAAACUAUGCGACAGCUGUUGAGACAGACUAUUCGUUUUCUUCUAGCGACCCGACUGCUGUUCUGCGUUUCACCUGGACCGUAGUUGGGAACGCAGAUGACCUUCUGAUGCUCACUUGGCCUCAUCAUCGGAUCACGAUGCAGUCACCCAACUUCCCGUCGACGGACUCUCUGAAUUACCUCACGACGAAAGGGUACAUGUACCCUGCUCUCGGUAAUAUCUGGAAUUUGGAAUAUGCCUUGCCGACCAUGGAUUUUGCUGCACCUAGAGCUCCGGAUAGCUCUUGUACUGCGGCGAUUAUUCAAGGCUUGGAGUAUGAAAUAGCAAAUCUAGGUGACGCCCCCGUGCCGGGAGACUUUUAUUACUGGGGUGGUUCUAUUGCUGCAAAGGCUCGACUUGCUUUGAUCGCGGAUGAGGUCGGUCGCAGUGACCUCAUACCCACGGUCCUUGCUUACUUAGAAACCAGUUAUGAAUACUGGUUUUUAUCGUCUUCAACUACCUUACCCGCCUAUGAAACUGGAUGGGGUGGUAUCAUUGAUGCUGCAGGUUAUAACAACGUGAACGUUGAUUUCGGCAACGGGUAUUACAACGACCACCAUUUCCAUUAUGGAUAUUUUCUGACAGGUGCUGCGGUGAUUGCGAAAUAUGAUAACAAUUGGUUGAGCCAACAUCAGACCUAUGUCAAUUGGUUCCUUCGAGAUAUUAUCAAUCCCACGAACGCCGAUCCUUAUUUCCCCGUCACUCGUCACCGAGAUUGGUUCGCUGGCCACUCUUGGGCGUCGGGCAUCGCGAAUGGUGCCGGAUCGCGCGACCAGGAAUCAGUGGGAGAAGCCGUUAAUGCAUACUAUGGUGCAAUGCUAUGGGCUAUUGUCAUCGGGGAUACCGAUAUCAAAAACUACGCUCGCUUGCUUCUCGCAUCCGAGCAGCACGCAGCUCAAACGUACUGGCACAUGUACCCUGAGGCCAAUUCUACAGGCCGCGAUCAGCCUUACCCGGACCCGGAUAUUCGCAGUUUAGUGACCAUUGGCAACGUCCAGGAUUGGCAAUCAGGUGCUUGGUUGUUCUGGGGUUCUCAGAAGGUCGAGAUUGCAGCCAUCCAAAUGCUCCCGGUUACUCCAGUCAACGAAAAUAUGUACGAUGCGGCCUGGGUGGAGAACGUGUAUCAGUACGCAUCCGACGAAAUCGCCGAUCCGACGAUCAGCGACGACUGGAAAAGCGUGAUCUACCUCGCAUACUCCCAGUAUGACCUGAAGACCGCCGCCCAGUUAUCUUCAUCUCUCACAAGUUGGGGCACCGGCAACACGUUCACGAAUCAGCUCUACUUCCUGUCGACCCGUCCAAACCCAUCCGGGGGAGCGAUCUGCUCCUCAGCCUACGCGAAUCCGUUGGGCAAUUUCACUAUUCAAGCUGCCGCUUCCGGAAAAUACGUCGUCUCUUCCGCGAGCAACACCAACCUCGUCGCAUCCUCGACUUCCCGAUCGUCUGCUGCGGUGUUCAACUCUGGCUUCGCGCCGAACGGAGGAACCUUGCAGUUGAAGUCGACGAGUCAGUUUGUGACCGCGGACCAGUCAGGGAAUUACACGCUGGCGUCCAUUCGCGGAACGGCCUCCAGCUGGGAGGUCUUUAUCAUCCGCCCAAAAAUUGGGACGGCCACCAACGUGUAUUCGAUUCGUGCUGCUUCUAAUCGGCUGUACGUGACAGUGGGGUCGGAUGGUGGUUUGAUUAAUAACGCAGUCACGGAGGCCGCGAGUGCUGGGUUUAUCCUGACUGCUGCAUGAUAUGCGCACUAGGUAUCGCUGCCUUAUCAGGAGCCAUUUAAUACACGUUAUGGUUUUCGCUUGUAAAACGCAGUAUGAAGCUU
Molecule: messenger RNA, 2633 nt
Organism: Heterobasidion irregulare TC 32-1
Lineage: Eukaryota; Fungi; Basidiomycota; Agaricomycetes; Russulales; Bondarzewiaceae
Product: glycoside hydrolase family 81 protein
Exons: 11
Coding region: 1-2550 (849 amino acids)
Molecular function (GO): endo-1,3(4)-beta-glucanase activity
Source: RefSeq, a predicted model, not a curated record